AACACGGCUCUGUCUAACUGGGAAUCCUCUGCUGUUAGCCCCUUUUGGUCGGUCGUGGUAGUGAGAGGCUAGUGUAGGGAAACACGCCCAGGAACAGUGCUGGAGGAUUGCAGAAAACAGCAGACAGUUUGUAAAUUAGUUUAGGUGCAGAGUAGUUGGGUACAAUGGCGACUGAUUCCUGGGCCUUGGCAGUUGAUGAACAAGAAGCUGCCGCUGAAUCUAUUGGAUCCUUGCAGAUUAAAGAGAAACGAGAGUCCGUAAAUGGAACAGUGAAACCAGGGGAAGAUGGUGACAAAGCUGAUGAAGAGGAGAAAGAGGACAGGGCAGCUCAGUCAUUACUGAAUAAACUAAUCCGGAGCAAUCUUGUGAAUACCACCAACCAAGUUGAAGUUCUUCAACGAGAUCCCAACUCUCCUUUGUACUCUGUAAAAUCAUUUGAAGAGCUGCGUCUAAAGCCUCAGUUGCUUCAGGGGGUUUAUGCUAUGGGCUUCAACAGACCUUCCAAAAUUCAAGAGAAUGCCUUGCCAAUGAUGCUUGCUGAACCCGUGUAUAUUCCCUCUGGUUCCAGACCUCAAAACCUGAUUGCCCAAUCCCAGUCUGGUACAGGUAAAACAGCAGCCUUUGUGCUAGCCAUGCUAAGCCAUGUUGACCCAGCUAACAAGUGGACUCAGUGUCUCUGUGUCUCGCCAACUUAUGAACUAGCCUUGCAGACCGGCAAAGUCAUUGAACAAAUGGGACAGUUCUAUCCUGAAGUGAAACUUGCUUAUGCUAUUCGAGGCAAUAAAAUAGAAAGAGGGCAGAAGAUACAGGACCAGAUAGUCAUUGGUACCCCUGGUACUGUGCUGGACUGGUGCCUAAAACUCAAGUUUAUCGACCCAAAGAAGAUCAAAGUAUUUGUCCUGGAUGAAGCAGAUGUCAUGAUUGCGACACAAGGCCACCAAGACCAGAGCAUCCGUAUCCAGAGAAUGCUACCAAAGGAUUGCCAAAUGCUGCUGUUCUCUGCCACCUUCGAGGAAUCUGUCUGGAAGUUUGCAGAAAGGAUCGUCCCAGAUCCCAACAUCAUAAAGCUCAAGCGUGAGGAGGAGACCUUAGACACUAUUAAGCAGUACUAUGUGGUGUGCAGCAAUAAGGAGGAGAAGUUCUCUGCCCUCUGCAACAUCUACGGGGCCAUCACCAUCGCACAGGCCAUGAUCUUUUGCCACACCCGUAAGACGGCGAGCUGGCUGUCAGGAGAGCUGUCAAAAGAGGGCCACCAGGUGGCACUCCUCAGCGGAGAGAUGACUGUGGAACAAAGGGCUGCGGUCAUCGAGCGUUUUAGACAAGGAAAGGAGAAAGUCCUCGUCACAACCAAUGUGUGUGCUAGAGGUAUUGAUGUGGAACAGGUGUCUGUAGUGAUCAACUUUGACCUUCCUGUGGACAAAGAUGGCAAUCCAGACAAUGAGACAUAUUUGCACAGAAUUGGACGCACAGGACGAUUUGGCAAGAGGGGCCUUGCAAUCAACAUGGUUGACAGCAAACACAGCAUGGACAUUCUCAACACAAUCCAAGAUCACUUCAGUAAGAAGAUUGAAAAACUGAACACAGAUGAUCUUGAUGAAAUUGAGAAAAUCGCCAACUAAGGACAGCAACUGAGGUGCAGCUCAACACUACUGUCUUGCAUUUAUUGAACGCUAUGUAUGCAGUUACCUCACAUCAGACUUGUGCUGUUUGACUUCAAGUAAUAUUAGGGCUAUAUCUUAUUUUUGCAUGGGACAAAGGGGCAAAAUAUGUUUACAUAAAAUUGAAUUAGGUCCUUGAAUGAGGAAUUUGUUUUAAAGAGCUGGUCAUCUUCUAUAUAAUGCCAAAUAGUUCAGUUUGGGAUGUUUUGGAAUAGUGUCAGAGUUCUGGUUCUCUGCUCUUUUUUUUUCCUCCUCGUGUUUUAAUUUGCUUUGAAAGUGUUUUUUAUAGACUACAGAUGCUGAUCCUGCGCUUACAAAAACUAGUCUGGCAGACUCCUGGGGAGCAGGUAUAUGUAGCCAUUAUGAUAAAAGGCAACAUUUACAUUGCUGGAAUAACGUGUUUAGUGUUAUUUGUAUUGUUUUGCACUUUGUUGGGUAUGUUACCUUUUUGUAAAAUGGUAAUCCUGUGGGACAACCUGAAGCAUUCUAACCAGACAUGGGAGUCAAAUUGAAACUGUGCCUAAUUUUAAGUUUAUUUUUUCAGGAUGUUGAAAUAAUCUCACAGCGCUUAAUCAAAUGUGAGUACUUUCAACAGACCAGUGGUAUUAAGUCAAACUCAAAUAGAAGUAUUCCAUACUAACCUCAUCAUCUAUUUGCUGUUUGCCUGAUUAAUGAUGGUGUGGCUCAGAGGCACAGUAUCUAAAAUAUGUACAUUCCUUUUUUUUCUAACAGUAAACAUUGUUUCUGGCAUAAUUUAUGAUUGAAAUACUUCAAGGAACUCUUGAACCAUAAUUUGGAAUGUGUUAUGCAGGUCUCAUAUCUCGAAGCGGGAUAUGGGUUUGGAGGGGGGGGGGGAAGAAAAGGUUAAAUGGCUAAUCUGUGAAAUAAUAACUAUGUUACGUUCCGUCAUGUUCAAUGACCAAAUGUUUUACUUGUUUUGAGUUCUGUUAGGACUGUGAAUUUAUGUUCCUUGCAAUAUUGGCUAGCAUAUUCUGUUCAUAGACAGGAAGUCAGGCACUUUUACCAAGUAAAAAUAGUAUUAUUAUUAUUAUUAUUCAGAUGUACCUAAAUUGUUAGGAAAGAUUAGAAUUGUGAGAUUUGUUUUUGAAGAAACAAUUAUAUCUUGGAAGAAAGAAAAAAAAAACUUAAAAAUGUGUUUUGACUUUUUGUACUGCAGUUGGUAUGCAUAUUAUGUUUGGAUUGUGAAUGCAUACACUGUUUUGAAGAUGCUGCAAAUGCAAUUGAACUGCAAUGCUCAAAAAUGAAGCACUACAUAGAUUAUAAUAAUUAAACCAUCAAAUCACAGCUCCUAAAAUGUUUUCCAUGGCUGGAUUUAUGGUGUUAUGCUAAUUUCUUAUCAUUAUUGUAAUAAAGAAUGCUUAAUAGCACAUCA
Messenger RNA from Clupea harengus (Atlantic herring), 3051 nucleotides. RefSeq names its product DEAD-box helicase 19a (gene ddx19a). Lineage: Eukaryota; Metazoa; Chordata; Actinopteri; Clupeiformes; Clupeidae. Gene Ontology annotation, molecular function: ATP binding; RNA helicase activity; nucleic acid binding. The record is from RefSeq and is a predicted model, not a curated record.